GUCAUGUUGAAGUCGAGGACUUCUGCGGUCUUGAGUCGAGUCUGCACGAGAACAUGAAGAAAUGUCAAAAGAACCCAGACCACAAGGAUUUUAUCCCUGUCACUGAGUUCAACAUCGGUUGUCUGCCGGACCGUUACCAGGACAACGACCUGGCUGAUCUCAUCCGUGCCCUAGCAGCUCUAACAGUUCGAAUUAAAGUCAACAAACUCAGCCCAGAGAGGCCCAAAGUCCGAUAUCCGCCCAUCCCCAGAUACGAUAAACGCGGGCGGGAGAAGUCCAUCACUGGAUCAGGUUGGGUGGCUAGAGUAGACACAUACUCGAACGGCAAGCUGUGUUCGUGUCGAGAAUGCAAGAAUUCUCCUACAGCCUGCAAACAGUGGGGUCGGGUUGAAAUAUUUACGGUUACCCAUGUAGUCUAUGACGAAUUCGAAGCCCAACACACAAUCUGUCACCUUAACUACGACUGUGACAGCGCAGAUCUGGGACAGUUGCCAGCUCUCAGUGAAGUAGGGGCGAUUCAAAGCGAUUUCCAUGAGGAUUUAACCCACUUGCUUUGUUUCACUCACGACAUGGAGCUACUUGACAAGCUGCAGAAUUCCUUGGAUAUAUAUAGAAAACUUCAGCCUCUUGUGAUGGAUAAAUACUCGGAUGACUCUGAAAGCGAGGAGGACCUGACUGUGGUGGUGUCUCACCCACAUGGAUGCAGCAAGCAUGUCACCGUUGGAGAACUCAGGGAGUAUCACUUCAAGGACGACGAGGGGGAUCUGGGACAGUACAAGUACACGACACCCACCUGUCAGGGAUCCAGCGGGGGUCCAGUGUUUAUACUGGGUCGAGGGGUGUGGUAUGACGAACAUCCUCACAGUGGCACUAAGGCAGGACUCAACCAUGGGGCUGUCUUCUAUACCUAA
Candidula unifasciata is the source of this 911-nucleotide messenger RNA. Lineage: Eukaryota; Metazoa; Mollusca; Gastropoda; Stylommatophora; Geomitridae. The record is from the annotation of a GenBank genome assembly.